ACCUAUUUGCGAAGAAGCGCUAUAAUUUAUAAACACCGUAAACGUGGCUGGUUAUCUGUUGAAUACAAAUGCCGAUAUCAUGGUAUAUUUGUGUGUUAUUAGCGCUAAACUCAGAUAAGGUGACUCAAGUCUCGGUCGUUCAGGUGUUACGUUCGCGUUUCGUUCGCGCACAUCGUCCAAUUGCGCUAUAGCAUUUGUAUUGUCGCGUUUACAUUACACGCAUUAAUAUUAACGGGUCAUAUGAUAUUACCUUUUAUUGCUUACCACUAUCGCGAAUAUCGCCGUCAGUGCAUGUGAUUACAGAAAACCUUUUUUGUGUCACCCGUUAGCACAGCGCCAGUGCUGCAUUUGCGUAAGCCGACGAUGGACGGGCCCGGUAUGAGCGGCCGUACGUGAAAUGGUCAUCAUCGGAUGGGCGUUUGUGUUGAUGGCGGCCGCCCUUCAGGGGUGGUCGUCCGCAGUGGACGCGGCCAACGUCGAAAUUGGCCGCGGAGUGGACGUUCUUCAGAGGAUCAGCAUCAUCGGGGAUAUGCUCUUCGGAGGUGCUCCCAACAAUAAAGACAUGAUUACUCACGAUAUUCUUUCCAACGCCAAUAGUAUAACAGAUGUAGUUAACAUUACGAACCAACCGAAGGAGUUAAACAUAACUUUUUGUCCAGAUUUGGACAGCUUAUUUGACGCAUAUUUCAAUGGAUUUCGGGUCGAUUUAUCUGAAACGCCAUGGAAACUAUUGACAGCCAGCUGGUCGCGUUACACGAUUUCUGAACGUUUUGGUGUAUCAGAUAUGUCAUUGUCGCCGAAUUACCAAUUUGUGCUCGUGUCUUACACACGUCCCAUAAAAAUGUAUAAAACUGUCAAAAACUUGACGCGAUUGGCAGAUUUGAAGUCGUCGGUUGUAGAAAAGUUUAAGUCUAUAACGAGCGACGUUGAAUCCAAAGUGACAGAUUUUGUUGCAGAGUACGGUUCACACUAUGUUGAUGAAUAUAUUGUUGGUGAUGCGGUUUUUCAGGUGUUCACGUAUCUUCCAGUUUUCUACACAAAAUUCCAAAAGUGCUUUUAUAGCAACUAUUGUUCCGAUACUGAACAAUCUGUAUUUUUAUCACCAGUUUUUGCCGAAUAUGUUGGUCAAGUAAUGACAAUUGGAAAUAAAGGCGAAGUAGAAAAAUGGGCAGAUACGAAUUUAUCUUCAAAAUCUAGAAUCGGUGGCAUGUACACAAGCUUGUUUAUGAUGAAAAUUAACCCGAGGCUAUUUAACGAAAUAGCUCCAUUAAUGGACGACCAAUCAGUGCUUGAAAUGCACCUCAAAACCAUUUCAAUAUUUCUUAAUGAUACUGUAACUAAAAAGUGGUUCGCCGAAGUUCUUGACAAUCACGUAAAACUUCGGGAAAUCAAUCUAUAAAGCCGGAAUAUAAAAUGAUGUUAUUAAAUGGACUUAAUAAGUUACCUAUUUAUAAAAGAACAUUUGACAUAUAAAACAAAUUUUAAAUUCUAAUGCUUAUUAAAAUAUUAUUGAUAAUAUCAUACAUUAAUGAUAUCUGUAAUAGAAAUUAAUAGUUGUAUAUGUAUAUAUAUAUAUAACCUUUACAUAAAGAUAAUAUGUAAAGGAAUGUAUAUCUUAAGUUAAUAAUUGUGUAUCGUAGUUUUUUUAUUGUAUAUUUUUAAUUUUUUUCUUAGUUAUAAACAAGACAAUGAUGGUGAAUAUUCAAAUAUUUGUAGCUAAAGAAAUUCUAUAUAUUUAUUUUUGUUUGGAACUAAAAGUACCUAUUGUAACACGAUUAUGUAAAUAAUUUAGGUAAUCAUUAACUAGAGCUAAUUACUAUCUUUUAAUUUUAUAUUACAGAUUUUAUUAUUUUAAAGUCAUUUUUUAUCGUGAUGUUCAAUAUUUUGUAAAAAAUGUAUAAUAAAAUGUUUAUAUUUUACCGAG
Adelges cooleyi (spruce gall adelgid) is the source of this 1924-nucleotide messenger RNA. RefSeq names its product torso-like protein. The record is from RefSeq and is a predicted model, not a curated record. Bases 398 to 1399 code for a protein of 333 amino acids. The transcript is spliced from 3 exons. NCBI's taxonomy places the organism in Eukaryota, Metazoa, Arthropoda, Insecta, Hemiptera, Adelgidae.